CAUUGUAAACAAACUGCGAAUCAAUUGUUUUGUUUGUAAUAUUGUAUCAAAAGUUUGGUUAAUAUUUAAUUUUAUAAAAAGUUAAAUUUAUAAUUAAUAUUGAAUCCAAUUAAUUAACAGAUGGACGACAACAAUAGUGAAGACAGUAUAGCCAUAGAUGACGAUAUCAACCAAAACGGUGAUAAUCCAGAUGAAGACAAUGAAGAGAUCCACUUGGAUUUGGACGCCACAGAGGUUGAGUUAAACCACUCUCGAGUAAAAUCAAUGGAUAUAUUGUCGACGUUGACAAAGACUGAGUUUUUAGGUCUUAGAAAUAACUUUAUUAAGAAAAUUGAAGGAUUGAAUCAAUUGGUGACACUUAGAGAACUCGAGUUAUAUGACAAUCAGAUUACAAGAAUCGAGAAUUUAGAUUCUUUAGUCAAUUUAGAAAUUCUUGAUUUAUCAUUCAAUCGGAUCCGAAAAAUAGAGAAUUUAGAGAAUUUGGUUAAUUUAAAGAAAUUGUUUUUAAUAAAUAAUAAAAUCUCUCAAAUUGAGAAUCUAUCGAAUUUGACGGCAUUAGAACUCUUGGAGUUGGGAUCUAAUAGGAUUAGAGUCAUCCAAAAUGUGGAUAAAUUAAUAAACUUGAAGAGCCUUUUUCUCGGCAAAAACAAAAUAACAAAAUUGGAAAACUUGUCGUCACUCAAGAGUUUAGAAUUACUUAGUAUUCAAAGCAACCGAAUCAUCAAAAUUGAAGGAUUGGAUCAAAACAACAAUUUAGAGCAAUUAUAUAUUAGUAAUAAUGGAAUCACUGAUAUUGAAAGUCUUGACAACAAUACAAAGCUGACCACUUUGGAUGUGGCCGCUAAUCGGAUCAAGAAGAUGGUCAACAUCGGUCAUUUGGAACUGUUGGAAGAGUUUUGGUGUAAUAACAAUGGAAUUGAUGACUGGAAGGAUUUAGAAGUGCUGUCAAACUUGAAGAAUUUGAAGACUGUUUAUUUUGAACACAACCCGAUCUCUAGCCAUCAAAUGUAUCGAAAGAAGAUUAUGUUAUUAUGUCCUCAAUUGACACAAAUUGAUGCAACUCUUUGUCUCCAUAAAACUAAAGCUUCCGCCACCGCAUCCAAAAUAAUGAGAUUUGGAUGCAAUAUGGACAGUAAUGUGGAUCAAGUGUUAAAUGCAUUACAAAAAGUAGAAGAAGUGGCUGAAGAUAUAUUGCGAUCAAAACAGGAGAUAAUUGACUUAAAUGUUAAGCUUAACAACAAUAGGGAAGCGUUGAAUGUCUUGAAACGACACGAAGACUUCAAACACGAGUCAAAUAAGCUGUGGUUAUGUUUUGGCAAUUCAUUUAUCAAGACUAGUGUUAAAUCAGCCAAAUCUUUGAUUACCGAAGACCACAAUCAGCUGAAUAAACAAAUCAAUGAUUUGAGAGACGAUCUAAAGCCAAAAGUGGAUCAAUUGAGACAAUUGGAGGGUAAAGAAGAGUUGAAAGGAUUUAAUUUGAAACCUCUCGACAAAAACGAGUCUUUUGGAUCAAAACUUGACAUUCAAUUGAUUGGAGACAUGAGUGACAACACUAAUGAAGAGUCUUCACCACAAAUGGUGUCCAAAUUAUAUCAACUAAUUAAUCAAUUGAAUGCCAAUACCUUUUCAGACAGUGUUGCUGAAGACGAUUUUGAUCGCCACUUCUUGAGCUCUGAUUUCAAAGUCUUUGUACUUCUGGUUAACAGUUUUGCCGACAUUAAGGAAGACUGUUAUAAACGAAACAAAUUGUUAUCUUUAACGACAAGAUAUGUCUAUUGUGAUCAAACAUUGAAGUCAUUGUUGCUUAAGACAUGUCGCAUGUGGUCUGUAGACGAGUUGAACAUAAUUGGUCCCAAAUUAGAGACCAUUUUAGUGACACUUCCAGAUAUUGUGGCCAACAAUAUGAAGACAGAUAAGUCUCACAAAUUUGAGCGCAAUUUUUAUUUCAAGACAAUCGUUAAAACAAUUUAUUUAUGUAUUGAAGACGUCUAUCAAAAUAUCAGUCAAUCUGUCGAUUCUUCUCUUGAAUUCUUAUCAUCACUUUUGGGACGAAUCUCUUUAUUAGGAUAUAUAGACAUUGUUUUCAAAGAAGUGUUGAUUAAAAUGAUAGACAACUGCGAUAAUGACUUUAUUUGGAGGCGAUUAGCAAACCGUGUGAUUAUCGGACAAAAACCACAAUAUAUUGAAGUCUUACUAAAAAGUGUUUUCAUUUUUGUUUCAAAUCAUUUGUCCAUCGGUUGGGUUAUUGGCAAAAGUGUUGACACAAAUAUUAAAAUCAAAUUUUUGUUGACAAAUAAAUUUUUAUUGAUCCAUGAGUUCAAAAACGACCAAAUUUUGGUUAAUAUUUUUGGAUAUCUUUGCCAAACUUCUGACAAAUUAUUUUUUGUUGCUUUUAAUAAUGUGUUGAACUCUUGGAGUAACUCGAGUGCCAUAAAGUAUAGAAGUUAUUCCCAACAUCUAUAUCUUUCGCGAGCUCUUAUGAUUGGUUCGCGGUUUAUGAAAACCAUUGAUUUUAGUGAUUUUGAAGAUACGUUCAGAAGAUUAACUAUGAAUGGAAUUGAAGCUCAUCUGAGGAAUAGUCAGACAGACUUUCGCAAUAUUGGUCUCACUGUCGGACAAACAUUGAUGUCAGUGUUGUAUCGCGGAAACAAUGAAAUUAAUUUUGAAAUCCAAGAAAAUGACGAAAUAAGACAUUUAAACGACUUAUUUCUGAAUAAUUGUAACGUUAAGGACAGAGAAAAGUUGGAACAAAAAAUUUUACCGAAAAAUGAUGUCAAAGAAAGUCAAGAAAAUAAUUAUGUCUCUUAUGAUAAACAUUACGCUAAUAAUGGUAACAAUGGUAAUAAAAAUAAUGAUUUAGACAGCGAUGAUGAUGAAGACGAUGAUCUCAUUCCGUAUGAUAUAUCAGAAGAUAAACUAUUGGCAGAUAAAAACAAACCCAUAUAUUUGAGAGACUGUAUGGACGGUCUUCUAGACUCUGAGAAAACUGAAUGGUUUAUCAAAUGUUUACAAAAUGCCGAACAAAUAAUUCGGACAAAUAGUGAUUUAGUUGAAGAAGUUUCACUGGAUUUCAUACAAAUACUGUUCCGAUUGGAUGACAAUUAUGCGAUCAAUGAUUUUGUUGGUCUUAGAUUAAGAGCAAUGAUAUCUCUAUGCGUUUGUUCGCCUAAAUCUGUUUCUACUUAUCUCUGUCAACAGUUUUAUGGACCAAACUAUACAAUCCGCCAAAGAUUAGAUACAUUAGAAGUUCUUUUAUCUUCGAGUACUGAACUUUCAACUAAUAUCAAACAAAACAUGAAUAAUAAAAGUGAUUUAAAAGAGAUAUCAUUACCUAAUUAUGAUGUCUCAGUUGCUGACAUUCACUGGACUCAUAUCGUUAAGAAGAGAGUCGAGGCUAAGACAAGAAUUAUAGCGCAUAAGAGUAAGAAUUCAGAAGAAUUUGUCAAUCGUUUUAUACCAUUUGCCGGACAUUUCUUUUUUCCGCUAAUGAAAAAUAUUUACGGAAAUGAAGUUAAAUUUCAUUUCCUAGAAGACGAAGAUUAUGUUUUAGGAAGACUUGUCUAUACUCUGGGACUCAUUCUCAAGAAUGUCUCGUUUGCACCGAUAUCUACACAAAUGGCAAAAGAAUUGUUAGAAUUCAUAAUUGUUUUUAGAUAUCAUUCAGAAGUUUUUGUGAGGGAAGCCGUUAUAUUUGCUUUUUGUAUGGUUCUUAUGAAUGUUCUUCCAGUUUGUCUCAUCAAUAAUAUGUCACUACAAAUAGUUGAACUGCAACUCUGGCUUAAAGAUAUAACAGAAAGAGAGCCAAACAGUCAAUGCGUUCAAAAAGCUGUGAUUGCACUCCAACUUCUCAAAGAAGUGGUCGAAGAAAUGCCAAUUAAUUCGUUGUUUAAUAAAUGA
This is a messenger RNA of Oppia nitens, 3897 nucleotides long. RefSeq names its product telomere length regulation protein TEL2 homolog. Gene Ontology annotation, cellular component: cytosol. Gene Ontology annotation, molecular function: telomeric repeat DNA binding; Hsp90 protein binding. The record is from RefSeq and is a predicted model, not a curated record. The coding region runs from base 121 to 3897 and encodes 1258 amino acids. NCBI's taxonomy places the organism in Eukaryota, Metazoa, Arthropoda, Arachnida, Sarcoptiformes, Oppiidae. The transcript has 10 exons. Gene Ontology annotation, biological process: protein stabilization; telomere maintenance via telomerase.